AUGGAAACCGACGAAGAACAACGCGUCACUCCCUUCCAGCUCCAGUUCGACAAGCCAGUCGCUUCGCAGAUUAAAAUCGCGGAGUGGAAUCCCGAGAAGGAUUUACUGGCCAUGGUUACUGAGGACUCCAAGAUUUUACUGCACCGCUUCAAUUGGCAGCGCCUCUGGACAAUCUCGCCAGGAAAGAGCGUAACAUCUCUAUGUUGGCGACCUGAUGGUAAAGCAAUCGCAGUCGGGCUCGAAGAUGGAACAGUCUCAUUGCAUGAUGUUGAAAAUGGAAAGCUGUUGAGAAGCUUGAAAUCGCACAGUGUUGCUGUUGUUUCGCUUAAUUGGGAGGAGGAUGGACAGAUGACUAGAGAUGAGUAUGGCAGCCACUCGGUAUAUGAAGACCGUACUUCUCGUUUCUUUCCACCUCCUCCAAGAGUUCCACGGAUGUCUGGACUGGUAUCUGGAGAGACUGGUUUCAUGGAGGAUAGUGAAGAUUCAUUUCGAGAGCUGUCAAAUUCUUCACAGCAACAUUUUAAUAUUCUUUGCAGUGGAGAUAAAGAUGGAUUCAUUUGCUUUAGUAUAUUUGGGAUCUUUCCUAUAGGGAAAGUUGUAGCUUUGUCAAAAGAUCUCUGUCAUUUGAUAGUCAUGUGCUCAGGAGAAUCAAUUGAAGAUAGGGAAGAAUCAAAAAAUAGGCAGAUGGCUGAACCUGAUAUGCAUGGCUUACAUUGCAUAGUGCUUGAUACAUCUAUAUUUUGGAAGAGAAAAAGUGAGCUUCAUCAAGUGGCGCAACAAGCUUCUAACAUUGAAGAGUUGGCAGAGGUUAUUCGGUCAUCAAUUUCAGUUAUGCACAAGGAGUGGUCUGAUGCUAUGCGCACUUUCCAUGACAAGUUUGAUUCUCUGUCUAAUCUGAUCAUAGACCAUGGUAACUUCUGAAUGUCACCUAUUUGUCCAUUUCAUACCUACCAUUUCUUUAUAGGACUGGUAUCUUCUCCCCAAGAGGAGUUUUUGAGUCUUUUAGGCGGUGCAAGGACUAGUCCAGCAGUUCAUCAGUUUCUAGUAAACUCUCUCGCUGAAGUGGGCGUGAAGCGCGUGUCAAAGGCUGUUUGUGGUGCUGGAAAAGAACUGCAGCUUAUAAUCCUUAAUCAUCUCCAGCCUGCUGCAGAAAUUAUUGCAUUUAGGAUGGGAGAACUAAGAGGCCUUUCACGAUGGAGGGCACGCUAUCAGGGUAUCGGUCUGGAUGAGACGCUUAUUAAUAACGCAACAGAAAAAGCUGGAAUGAUACUUGUACAAGUUGAACGGUUUAUCAGGGUGCUUUCAACUGUAGUGCAGCAGUUUUCGAACUUCUUCAAUUGGCUCUUGAAGUGUAUAAAGUUGCUCAAUUCAGAACCCAGUGAUCAUCAUCUUAUACUGUACAAUAGUGAGCUCGUAGUUAUAUUCUUGAAGUUUCUGUAUGACCAAGAUCCUGUUAAGCAGUUGAUGGAAGCGUCAGAAGCUGACGAGAGUAUCGAAGUUGGAUUGGAAACAGUGCGAAGAGUUAGGGAGUUAGUUCAGUUUGGUGGAUUUUCAGAUUGUGAGCACCUGCAGAGGACGUUAGCCAAGGAAUUUCAGCAGAUGGAGACUAGUUUUAAGGAGGCUUUUCAGAUGCCCUUUACUACGAUUUCAAGAAAAAUAGUCUGCAAAGACUCAUUGCCACUUUGCUCGCUUCCACCUUUGUCAGCAUCUUUGUCAACCAGUAUUCCCCUGUCAGUAUCAUAUUAUGAGGAUGUCUCCCAUUCUGUCACUCAUCAGACUCAUCAACAGAAGUUUCUUGAUUACAUAUCUUUCCAUAUACCAGAUGAUUCCUUCUCUGGCAUUGCAAACUGUAUAGGCAUAAUGAGGGGAAUUAUGCAAGAUUCGAGCAUUAUAAAGGAGGGUUAUACUUCAGUAGAAGCUGUACUGUUGUGCAUCCCUGUUGGUUAUUACUGCAUCGAUCUUUCUUUAUAUAAGGACAGUCAGAUUGUUUUGUUAAUAAAUGAAUCAACUACCACUUCUGAAAGCUCUGGUGAUGCCUGUAUGAUGAUUGUGCAAGCAAAUGACCUUCCCUUUGUAUCUAUCACAAGAUCCACCAGUUUAAACUAUUGGAACUUGCAUCAACUGAAGGACUCUGUAGUACAUUUGGAAAUGGAGAAUGAGAAGGUUCGCAGUAUACCCCAUUCUGUUAUUGCUCCCCUGGCAGUUAGCUCAUCAAGAGGCGUGGCUUGUGUUUUUGCUGCAAGAAAGCGUGCCUUGGUCUACAUUCUGGAGGAAGACGAAGAUGAAAUUUCUGAUAGAGAAUGACCCUCAAAUUUCCCAUGUCUUAGAUUCGUCUCACAUUAGUGAAGUCUCAAUAUACACAAGUGUAUGGGGUUUUCAUCGGCUUUCAAUCAAUCAGGGGUUAAAAUUCUGUACAUAUGAAGGUCCAACAGAGCAUGAAUUCACAAAAUGAGGCAUGAGUUCAUCUUUCUGAACUUGCAGUGAAAUGAUGCCCACGGCACGAGAAUUACAUGCUACGAAGCAAGGCACA
Molecule: messenger RNA, 2530 nt
Organism: Fragaria vesca subsp. vesca
Lineage: Eukaryota; Viridiplantae; Streptophyta; Magnoliopsida; Rosales; Rosaceae
Product: anaphase-promoting complex subunit 4-like
Exons: 19
Biological process (GO): anaphase-promoting complex-dependent catabolic process; positive regulation of mitotic metaphase/anaphase transition; protein K11-linked ubiquitination
Cellular component (GO): anaphase-promoting complex; nuclear periphery
Molecular function (GO): protein binding
Source: RefSeq, a predicted model, not a curated record